Molecule: messenger RNA, 1311 nt
Organism: Chelonia mydas (Green sea turtle)
Lineage: Eukaryota; Metazoa; Chordata; Testudines; Cheloniidae
Gene: RHEB
Product: Ras homolog, mTORC1 binding
Exons: 9
Coding region: 243-785 (180 amino acids)
Biological process (GO): small GTPase-mediated signal transduction
Cellular component (GO): plasma membrane
Molecular function (GO): GTPase activity; GDP binding; GTP binding
Source: RefSeq, a predicted model, not a curated record
CGGCUCGUGACGUAACGACGUUCGGCUACGUGCGGCUGGUGAUGUAGAGGUCACGUGGGGACAGCGCCGCUGCUGCGCGUAGGGAGCCCCAUCCGGUCGGUGCGGCCGCCGGUCCGUGCAUGUUGCUUGUCUCCUCUUUCUCUCGCCCUCGGGGUCUUCCGUCCAGUCCCGCCACCCCGCCUCGCCGCCGCCGCCUCCUCAGCCGCCGCCCUUGAUGUGGGUCGGGGCCGGGCGGGGAGAAGAUGCCGCCGUCCAAGUCCCGCAAGAUCGCGAUCCUGGGCUACCGGAGCGUGGGGAAAUCUUCAUUGACUAUUCAGUUUGUGGAAGGCCAGUUUGUUGAUUCGUAUGAUCCAACCAUAGAAAACACUUUUACAAAACUGAUCACAGUAAAUGGGCAAGAAUAUCAUCUUCAGCUAGUAGACACAGCUGGCCAAGAUGAAUACUCCAUAUUUCCUCAGACAUACUCCAUAGACAUUAAUGGCUACAUUCUCGUUUAUUCAGUCACAUCAAUAAAAAGUUUUGAAGUGAUUAAAGUUAUCCAUGGCAAGUUAUUGGAUAUGGUGGGAAAAGUCCAAAUACCCAUUAUGCUGGUUGGAAAUAAAAAAGACCUGCAUAUGGAACGGGUGAUCAGCUAUGAAGAAGGGAAAGCUUUAGCAGAAUCCUGGAAUGCAGCUUUCUUGGAAUCCUCUGCUAAAGAAAAUCAGGGGUUUUGGAUUGUUUUCCUCAACUGUAUAAGGAAGUGGCAAGCUUAUAACAUAUGGCUGCAUGCAACCAACAUAUGUUAAUGCUCGCUGUUUUGCAGUCUGAGGUUUCAUAUGUAUAAUACUGCCGUUGACGUUUUUAGGAGGAUAAUUUUGGAGGCAGAAAAGAUUGACGGGGCAGCUUCACAAGGAAAGUCGUCAUGCUCAGUAAUGUAAUUCCACUGCAAAACCUGAACACUGGGAAUACAUUCUACCUGAAGAAGCAAACUGCCCGUUAUCUUUAAGGAUAAACUAUGCUUCUUUUUUCUUCUGUUUAACCUGAAAGAUACAGUUGGUUGGAGCCUUUCCCCUCAGAUUAUGUUAAACUCUGACUCCUGUGUAAAUGGCUUCACUUCCAUUUUCAAAUUUUAAGCAAUCAUAUUUUCAGUUUAUAUUGUAUUUCUUAAUAUUAUGACCAAGAAUUUUACUGGCAUUAAUUUUUCAGUGUAGUCUAUUGGUUAGAAUAAUCAUCAAAAUGAUGCAUAUUGUUACACUACUCUUAACUAGGCUUGGAUAUCAGUGUUUCUUUGUGUUAAAUGUAUACUUGUAAAUAAAAUAGCUGCAAACCUUA